UUGCGAGUCAGAGCCGGUCCUUCAUAUUCUAACCUCACCACUAUAAGAGUCAAUGAUGAACAUCAUCCUUUUCUGUUGGAUUCGGAGCAUUUUACUGGAUACUUGGUGGUUCGCUAUCUCAACUUCUCGGGUACUACCAGUACUGACAAUACAAUGGCUCGUCCUAUUCACAAUCCUAUUAGCUCAUAUUUUCAAGGUCGCAACAGACGCUACUCCAUCAUGUUGCAGGGUCGCUUCAAAAAAGAGUGGAAGGGUGACGAUAUUAUCUUUGGUGCCAAUAUGGCCUCUCCGCUUCGAACACCUCCUGGUGCUUCCAUUGCCAUUAGAAUUGCAAAAUGGCUUGAUCCUUCUGUCGAGGCCGAUCUCGACUGUCAUGAGCCUUACAUUUAUUCUCCCAUGGUGUCUUCCAUGAACUCUCUUGCCACUUUGAGUUCCGUCCCAUCAGCACCUUUAUUAAACACUGUUCCCUCGGUCGACAUUGGUCCGUGGGCAUUUCAUUCUCAGUUUGUUCCAGAAUAUACCUCAUUACUCUUUCCUUCCAAUACAAAACAACCUUUAUUGACUUCCUAUGAUAAACGGAAAAGGUUCUUUGCAGAUAUCACCAAGCGUAAUGCCGUCACAUUCUCUCCACAAAAUAUUUAUUGCAUGGAUUUCUAUGAUGCAUAUUUUGAUUUCAAUACGGUCUCUGUCAAAUUACCCGGUAUCUCACUCAGUGCAUUCAAGUUUUGGGAAGGUCAACCGUUGCGAUACGUUGCCAUGAGUCGAGAUCGAUCUACUGUUUUUUUUGUCAUUACAUUUGAAUUGAUUGAA
Messenger RNA from Batrachochytrium dendrobatidis JAM81, 810 nucleotides. RefSeq lists its product as uncharacterized. The transcript is spliced from 3 exons. The record is from RefSeq and is a predicted model, not a curated record. The annotation marks the transcript as partial. Lineage: Eukaryota; Fungi; Chytridiomycota; Chytridiomycetes; Rhizophydiales.